Molecule: messenger RNA, 1307 nt
Organism: Brassica rapa (field mustard)
Lineage: Eukaryota; Viridiplantae; Streptophyta; Magnoliopsida; Brassicales; Brassicaceae
Product: probable arabinose 5-phosphate isomerase
Biological process (GO): carbohydrate metabolic process; carbohydrate derivative metabolic process
Molecular function (GO): isomerase activity; carbohydrate derivative binding
Source: RefSeq, a predicted model, not a curated record
UCUCCAUCAAAGCAAAAGAUCUCUCUCAGAUCAAUCUAACAGAGAUCUCUCCUUCUCAGAUCAACAAUGGGAUCUCUACCACCGCCACAUCUCGACUUCUCCUCCGCCAAUCACGGCAACGAACAUCACCACCACCAAGAAAUCUCCAAAGACAACCUCCUCGCCCUCUUCAAAUCCCAGCAAGAUCUCCUCAACUACUUCUUCAAACACCUCGACCUCUCCCAAACCCUCGACUUCUCCCGCAUCCUCCUCUCCACCUCCGGCACCGUCUUCUUCACCGGCGUCGGCAAAUCCGCCUUCGUCGCCAACAAAAUCUCCCAGACCCUGAUCUCCCUCAGCUUCCGCUCCUCCUUCCUCUCCCCUCUCGACGCGCUUCACGGCGACAUCGGCGCUCUCUCCUCCCGCGACGUUCUCGUCCUCUUCAGCAAGUCCGGCUCCACCGAGGAGCUGCUCCGUCUCGUCCCCUGCGCUAAGGCUAGGGGAGCCUUCUUGGUGUCUCUCACCUCCGUCCCUGCGAAUCCGCUCGCUGGAGUUUGCGAUAUGAAUGUGCAUUUGCCGUUACAGAGGGAGUUGUGUCCGUUUAAUCUCGCUCCGGUGACGUCUACGGCGAUCCAGAUGGUGUUUGGGGAUACCAUUGCGGUUGCGCUCAUGGCGGCUAGGAAUCUAACGAAGGAGGAGUAUGGCGCUAAUCAUCCCGCCGGUAGGAUCGGCAAGAGCUUGAUUUUCAAGGUAAAGGAUGUUAUGAAGAAGAAAGAAGAGCUUCCGGUUUGUAAAGAAGGAGACUUGAUAAUGGAUCAGUUAGUUGAGCUAACCAGCAAAGGAUGUGGGUGUUUGCUUGUGGUUGACGAACAUCAUCGCUUGAUCGGUACAUUCACAGAUGGAGAUCUUCGCAGGACUCUUAAAGCAAGUGGAGAAGCAAUCUUCAAACUCAGCGUUGGAGAAAUGUGCAACAGGAAGCCGAGGACGAUUGGACCGGAAACAAUGGCUGUUGAAGCGAUGAAAAAGAUGGAGUCACCGCCAUCGCCCGUACAGUUUCUACCGGUGGUUAAUGAAGACGACACCUUGAUUGGAAUUGUAACAUUGCAUGGUUUGGUUUCAGCUGGUCUCUGAAUACGAAGCUGCCUCUUAUGUCCGAGUUUCUACACAUAAGUUCAUUCUUUUUACGUUGGUGUAUUGUUGCUGAUAUUCACAGCUAGUGAAUGAUUGUAUUGUGCCUAUUAGUACACUCCCAUGUAAUGUACUCUCUUAAACGUGUACGUAAAAUAUGUAUAGAGUAUAAGAAUAUUCUUAUAUUUUUUGUCCUCUCA